Messenger RNA from Acaulospora morrowiae, 1959 nucleotides. NCBI's taxonomy places the organism in Eukaryota, Fungi, Glomeromycota, Glomeromycetes, Diversisporales, Acaulosporaceae. The record is from the annotation of a GenBank genome assembly.
AUGGCUUCAAGUUACUUUGAAUCAUUGUUUUAUCCAUCAGAGUUGCUCGCCCUAAUACGUUAUAGGUUCUUUCGACCAAUAAUUGCGACCGAUAAACCUACAUGGAGUAAAACAAAACAAAGGUGUUAUUACUUCUUAGAAAUGACCUCAGGGUCAUUCGCGUCAAUUAUUAUGGAUUUGCAGCCCGAAUUGCGCGACCUCGAUGUCGGCAGUUUAUUCAGGGGUUUUCAACGGGAAGAAAAUUCACCUUUUAAUAUUAUCCCGUUACGUUUUCUCGAGGUCUGCGUAUUUUAUUUAUGUUUACGAGGAAUGGACACGAUUGAGGAUGACAUGACAUUGCCUAUCGAAAAAAAGGAACCUCUAUUAAGAAGUUUUCACGAAAAAAUAAUACAACAAGGAUGGACUUUUAAAGAAAAUGGGUUGAAUGAAAAGGAUCGACAAUUGCUCGAGGAAUUUAAUGUCGUAAUAGAAGAAUUCUUCCUUCUUCCCAAAAAGUGUCAAGAAAUUAUUUUAGACAUCACCAAGAAAAUGGGUAAUGGGAUGGCGGAUUUUACAACGCUCGCAGCACGAAAUAAGUACAGUAUAGUAUCUAUCAAAGAUCUAGAUUUGUAUUGUUAUUACGUCGCUGGAUUAGUUGGUAUUGGCCUCAGUGAUCUAUUCAAUGCAGUCGGGUCGAAUAUUCCGGAUUCAAUCGAAAACUCUGAGAUAAUCAUUUCAAUGGGCGUCUUUCUUCAAAAACUAAACAUCUUACGGGAUUUCAUCGAAGAUCUCGGUGAAAAUCGAAAAUUUUGGCCAAAAGAAAUUUGGUCAAGAUAUGUAGACGAAAUAGAAGAUCUGAUCCUACCGGAAAACAGUGUUGUUGCAUUGUACUGUCUUAACGCGAUGGUUUUGAAUACUCUUACCCAUGUUCCCGAUGCAAUUAAUUACUUAACUAAACUUGAAAACAUUAAUAUAUUUGGAUUUUCUGCUACACCGUUGGUCAUGGGAUACGCAACUUUAGCCUUAGUGUUUAAGAAUUAUGAUGCGUACAGCAGGGUUGUUAAAAUUAGAAAAGGUGAAGCCGCGAAGUUGGUGUUUAGAUGCACAGAUAUAUCCGAAGUGUCAAUGGUAUUCUUAGAAUAUACACAGGUGAUAAGAUCAAAGAAUAUAGAUUCUCAGGAUCCAAGUUUUGAAGGCAUUAACAAAAUUUGUGAUCAGUCUCAAUUGGAAUCGACAAGGAUUCGUGUCCAUUCUGGAAUGAGUGUACGCAGGAAAUUAUGGUUACCCGCAAGGACCGAUCGUGCCGAUUUGCACACGAGCUCGUCGGGCGGAUUUUUCAGAAACACGAUGUCAAACUCGUGGUUCUCGGUACAGAUGUUGAAUGGCAAACUUUCAGAGGAUCUACUAUCUAUCAUCACGAUUGAAGACGCAGCAAGAUCUGCAUUAAUCCCAAGAUCGAGAAAGAGAAGUAUCGAUGGACAUAUAUAUAAUCCACGUCUCGAUAUGAUAAGAGAGGGACGCAGAACCAAAAAAUAUUUGAGAAAACGAGUGAUUAAUAACGAUAACUAUCAACUUGAAAAUGCUUGGGUGAAGGAAACUCCUUCAGGUGUACGCGAUUGUGCGCUGUCCAAAUUGUCAAAAGCGUACGAUACAAAUCUUAAAUCGAAUAAGAAAUUCACGAUCAAGAAAAAAUCAAAUAAGUAUAAACCGCAAUCAAUUGCUAUUGAAAAAAAAAUGGAUUUCAUACGAAAAAAUAUGAAUGUGCGUUCCUUAAGCAUAUCAAAGACCUCCGAAAUAAAAAAUAUUGUUGAUAUCACGAGAGGCAGAUUGGGUCGAUUCUAUAUUUGCGUGUGCAUACUGUUGGAUGAAAAUUACAUCUCUAGCACACAAGAUCGAAAAAGGCAAUAUUGGUGGUGCAAAAGUUUACAGGGAUCACAACGCAACCCGCAACAUCCUUCUGAAACAUCCAAACCGAGGUGA